AUGUCCUUACACCCUACUACUAGCAGUGCAAAGGAAACAAGUUGUUCAAUUCCCGGAAUUUUCUUUAUUGACAUUGAUGACAACGAAAUAGACAGUCAGCAUACAUAUGUUCGAAGAAGUUCUGUAACUACGCCUACGUCGACUGAAAGGGGCAAAAGGCCGCUAUUCCCAAUGAAAAUGAACCAAAGCUAUGAGCUGAGAAGAAGCUUUGAUAAUGUUGAUAAAGAUUUGUUACCUCUAAAAGCAGUUACUACAGAACAUUUAGACCAAAAACAGCGCUAUCUUUUAUGGGUAAAAUCAGCAAAGAGUAUGUGCAGCACUAUAGCAACUACAUUCUCCCCAAAGAUGAAAUGGAAAGAUAAGGGAGGCAUGGCAAGAAAACGUUUUUAA
Meloidogyne enterolobii is the source of this 390-nucleotide messenger RNA. NCBI's taxonomy places the organism in Eukaryota, Metazoa, Nematoda, Chromadorea, Rhabditida, Meloidogynidae. The record is from the annotation of a GenBank genome assembly.